Messenger RNA from Maylandia zebra (zebra mbuna), 2347 nucleotides. RefSeq names its product scavenger receptor class B, member 2c (gene scarb2c). Gene Ontology annotation, cellular component: cytoplasm; membrane; lysosome. Gene Ontology annotation, molecular function: scavenger receptor activity. Lineage: Eukaryota; Metazoa; Chordata; Actinopteri; Cichliformes; Cichlidae. The record is from RefSeq and is a predicted model, not a curated record. Gene Ontology annotation, biological process: receptor-mediated endocytosis; protein targeting to lysosome.
CCGAGCAAGUUCCUGGCUUCUCAAAACAAAAAGAGCAAACAGUGGGUAGCUGCUGUCAGUGAAAGCUGAGAGACGUGUUUAGCCUUCUACUGCCUCGUCAUGGUGCUAAAGUCAUGUUGCGUUUACAGCGUCGGAGUUGUUUCUGUACUGAUGCUGAUUCUCGGCAUUUCGUUGGUUUUGACCAGCGUGUUUCCACAUUUAGUACAGUCGAUGGUUAAAAAGCAAGUCAUUCUGAAAAACGAUACAGAUGCGUUUGAGGCCUGGAAGGAUCCACCGGCACAUAUCUACAUGCAGUUUUACUUCUUCAAUCUCACAAAUCCCCAAGAGGUGUUGGAUGGGGAGAGGCCAGCUGUGGUGGAGAUUGGACCGUAUACAUACAGAGAGUACCGGCCUAUGGAGCAAAUUGACUUUCAGGAUAAUGGCACUAAAGUAACAGCUGUCAACACUAAAACCUACAUUUUUCAGCGUAACAUGUCCCGAGGUCCAGAGAGUGACCUCAUCAGGACAGUUAAUAUCCCUGCCAUGACAGUGAUGGAAAGACUCAAGGAUAAAUUCAUUGAAGCCAACUUGAUCUCUGCCUACAUGAAGGGCACCGGGCAAGGCCUUUUUACCACUCGUUCAGUGGGAGAGCUGCUGUGGGGAUAUGAAGAUGGACUUCUUAAAGCCUUGAAAACCAUUACACAUGAUCUGGAUGAUGUUUUUGGACUUUUCUAUAAGAACAAUGCUUCCAAUGAUGGAGAAUAUGUGUUUUUCACUGGUCAGCAGAACUAUAGGGACUUUUCCAGAGUGGACACGUGGAAAGGUGAAAGCUCCUUGAAUUGGUGGACGUCUGAUGAGUGCAACAUGAUUAAUGGAACCAUUGGAACAGGCUUCCAUCCUGUAAUCACCAAGAAUGAUAUGCUCUACAUUUUCUCGUCUGACCUGUGCAGGUCUCUGUACACAGUGUAUGAGGAGGAUGUGACAGUGAAGGGGAUCACUGGGUAUCGAUUUGUUCCUCCCAGCUCAGUGUUCGCCAAUCUGACUGUGAACCCAGACAACGCAGGCUUUUGUGUGCCUGCUGGUAAUUGCCUGGGGUCUGGCCUGCUGAAUGUGUCUGUAUGUAAAAAAGGGGCUCCUAUCAUAAUGUCUUCACCACACUUCUACCAGGCAGAUGAGAAAUUUGCUCAGGAUGUAUUCGGAAUGACGCCAAACAAGGAAGAGCACCAGACUGCCAUUGAUAUCAAUCCGCUGACAGGAGUGGUUCUCCAAACAGCCAAGCGACUCCAGAUUAACGUCUAUGUAGAGCAAAUUCCCACCUUCAGUCAAACGGGAAAUGUAAGGACAGUAGUCUUCCCUGUGGCUUAUCUGAAUGAGAGCGCCACCAUUGAUGACACAGCAGCCAAGAAGCUAAAGGCGAUUGGUGUUCAGCAGAACGUUGUGGAGAACAUUCCCUUCAUGCUGAUUGGCCUAGCCAUCAUUGUGGGAGGAAUCUUCAUGUUCUUGGUGUGUCAACAGAAAGUCCCCGAGAGCACUGCUGCCGAACGACAGCCCCUGCUCUCAUCGUAACAGCAAACAGAACGUGGAAAGAGGAAGAUUGCCUUGGUUGCAAUACAAUUCAAGGGGUUCACCCAUUAAUUCUCAAGUAACACUAAUACAGUGGUUUUCAUAUUUUAAUCUACUUUCGCAUUCAUGGUUGUAAGAAAGUGGUAAAAACUGUCUUUUUGUUGUGUUUGUUGCUGGGUUUGGAGGAUAAUGUCUUCAUUUCAAGUUGUAAUGAUGCUGGAAUCCAGAUUUUCCAGUCAAUCUUAAAUUGAGCUUGUUUUUAUUUUAACUCCUAACUAUGGGAUUUUUGAAUUGGAUUAACACGGGGUUAGUUAACCCCCUUAAACAACCCAGCUUUGAAUUAAUCAAACAUCCUGGAAGUGGGAAAAACACUGUACUGCAAAGUGGCCAUAUAUGUGUGAGCUGUUGCUGCGUUUCUGAAUAUAAAAGACGUUGUGUCUAUCUACAAGGCAACUGGCUAGAGCUUGAACAGUUACUAGAUUCCCAGACUAGUUUGGGAGUCAGAGUUAGUUUUAAAAAGCAAGAAAAAACAGUAUUAAGAAGCCAGGUUGGUUGUAUGUUAUAAUGAAGUGGAUGUAAAAAGUCAGGCUAGUAGUGCAGCCUGUUCGAAGUGCAGAUUACUUUGGGCUUGUCUUUCAGCCUUUUGGCUUCAGAUGCUAUGGCGAUGUGGUCUUGUUCAUUUUAAAAUGAUGUUCUGUGUUGUAGCCAAGCUCAGUAAUCUACAGUGUAUAUUAGGGCUGCCACGAUUAGUCGACUAGUCACGACUAAUUUAAUAGUCGAUGCGUCGUUUGAAGCUUUGUAAGAU